UCUCUAACGUUCGCGUAGUUCGUGAUCGUCAGUGAUCGUAACAAACGCAAAGGAGCUGUUUGGUUAUUCACGUAGACGCAUGCACGCAAGUAAGAAAAAAUGGUGGUGACGGCAUCUUCUGUACGUCAACAGCUCACGAACUUAGCUUAUUCCGGCGGCUCGCACAAAGACCAGGCGGACAAGUAUCGGGCGAUAUUAGACUCAAUACUGUUGUCCCCCAGCGAAGAGGCGAUUGACGCUCUUAAGAUAUUCAUCGAAGCCAUCGUGAACGAAUAUGUGAGCUUGGUGAUCUCGAGGCAGGUCCUGUCGGACGUCAGCAACAGACUGCUGCUUCUGCCCGACGAGGUGUCGAUGGCCAUCUCGCAUUACACGUUAGACAAGAUACAACCGAGGGUGAUCUCGUUCGAGGAACAAGUCGCGAGCAUCAGACAACAUUUAGCAAAGAUCUACGAACGUAAUCAGAACUGGAGGGAAGCUGCGAACGUGCUAGUAGGAAUCCCCCUGGAAACUGGACAAAAGCAGUACACGGUCGACUACAAGCUCGAGACUUAUCUUAAAAUCGCGCGACUGUACUUAGAAGACGACGAUCCAGUGCAGGCCGAAGCGUUCAUCAACAGAGCGUCCCUCUUGCAGGCCGAGUCGAAGAACGAGCAGUUACAGAUUUACUACAAAGUUUGUUACGCCCGGGUGUUAGAUUACAGGAGAAAGUUCAUAGAAGCCGCUCAAAGAUACAACGAACUGUCGUACCGGUCAAUCAUACACGAAGACGAGCGUAUGACCGCGCUUAGGAACGCGUUAAUAUGUACAGUGCUGGCGUCUGCAGGACAGCAGAGGAGCCGCAUGCUGGCGACGUUGUUCAAAGACGAACGCUGCCAGCAGCUGCCCGCUUAUUCCAUUUUAGAGAAGAUGUACUUGGAUCGUAUCAUCCGGCGUUCCGAGUUACAAGAAUUCGAAGCGUUAUUGCAACCUCAUCAGAAGGCGAGCACGAUCGACGGACUGGGAUCGACUAUCCUCGACCGCGCGGUCAUAGAACAUAACUUAUUAUCCGCUAGUAAAUUAUAUAACAAUAUCACGUUCGAGGAGCUCGGCGCGUUGUUAGAAAUACCGCCGACGAAGGCGGAGAAGAUCGCCAGCCAAAUGAUCACCGAAGGCCGGAUGAACGGGUACAUCGAUCAGAUCGAUUCCAUCGUACACUUCGAAACGCGUGAAACUCUGCCGACAUGGGACAAACAAAUACAAUCGCUGUGUUAUCAAGUAAAUCACAUAAUAGAGAAAAUAGCUCAAAGUGAACCGGAAUGGAUAGCGCAGGCGAUGGAAGAUCAGAUGGUGCAUUAACAUCGAGUUUUUCUAACGUUAAAUAAUAAAACUAAAACGCAAACGGGACAUUUGAUACGCUACGGACAGUUCGAGGCAAUAAGGAUUGUUAUCAUUUCACAGUGCAACUCAUUCAUGUCUCUCUCUUCUUUGUCAAUCGUCGAAGAGUCGAUUUUUGUAUGAUUAAUAAAUUUUCAAUCGAAAUCUACAGGCUUACGAUUUAGCUGUUCUUUUCGUCUAGCUUUAUUAUUUAUGAAAAGCCGAACGGUGAAAUGUGGAAAAAGUUUUAUUUUAAACAAAGGGAUCGAUUACUGUAACAGUUUACGUAGGAUCGUUUAUAAACAUCACGCAUUAAGCAUAUUCCGAGCUACGGAAUACUGUAACGUUUCUCUUGUAAAUAAAAGCAUUCACACUGCACAUAAAUUUAA
Molecule: messenger RNA, 1742 nt
Organism: Ceratina calcarata
Lineage: Eukaryota; Metazoa; Arthropoda; Insecta; Hymenoptera; Apidae
Gene: CSN4
Product: COP9 signalosome subunit 4
Exons: 7
Coding region: 100-1335 (411 amino acids)
Cellular component (GO): COP9 signalosome; cytosol
Source: RefSeq, a predicted model, not a curated record